Messenger RNA from Paecilomyces variotii, 1864 nucleotides. Its product is annotated as putative sulfate transporter. The record is from RefSeq and is a predicted model, not a curated record. Gene Ontology annotation, molecular function: molybdate ion transmembrane transporter activity. The transcript has a single exon. Lineage: Eukaryota; Fungi; Ascomycota; Eurotiomycetes; Eurotiales; Thermoascaceae. The coding region runs from base 174 to 1487 and encodes 437 amino acids. Gene Ontology annotation, biological process: molybdate ion transport.
UGCAUCAUCUCAUUCUCCUUCAUCCUUUGAUCGCGAGGUGGUAGCUUUCUCCAGUCUCUUUAACAACCCCUUGCCGUCGUGUAUUCUCAGAGGCUCCAUCCUCAGCAUAAUCAGGGAUAGACCUGUCCAAUAUUGCAUCUCUUUGUUGAUUAUCCCCGCGCCUCGUUCCCGCCAUGGCGGCCAGCACGUUUCGCCAGAUCUCCGCCCGCAACCUCCGGAAACUAAAGUCGCGGCCAGUAUCUGAGAUCUCUGGCGCUCUUGGGGAUCUGGGCACCUUCCUUCCUAUUGCCAUUGCUCUGGCUCUGAAUGGCACGAUUUCCUUGUCCAGCACUCUUAUCUUUUCGGGGGUUUUCAAUAUACUCACCGGGCUUUUCUUUGGCAUCCCGCUGCCCGUGCAGCCUAUGAAGGCGAUCGCCGCCGUUGCUAUUGCCAGGUCUUUCAGCAACGGCGAAAUCGCGGCCGCAGGCGUUUUUGUGGCCGCUUGUAUUCUUGUCUUCAGUGUUACUGGUCUUCUACGCUGGUUUUCAGAUGUCAUUCCGAUCCCAGUGGUCAAGGGUAUCCAGCUAGGAGCCGGCCUGUCCCUCAUCAUCGCGUCAGCCGGAAAACUAAUCGCCUCGUUGGGAUGGAUCUAUCCAUCCUGGGCAGACAAUUUGAUCUGGGCUAUUGUUGCGUUUUUAUUCCUAAUCAUCACGAAUUCAUAUCGCACUGUGCCAUAUGCUCUAAUCGUUUUCGCGGUUGGCUUGGUCUUCGCCAUCAUUGUCACUGCGCAAUCGGGCAGUCUCCCAUCACUGGAGUUCUGGAGACCGCAUAUGACUAUCCCAGUAGGCAGCGACUGGAAAACAGGCGCAAUUGGUGCUGGCAUUGGCCAGCUCCCGCUUACGACGCUUAAUUCUGUGAUCGCAGUCGUCCACCUCGCAGCGGACCUGUUGCCGGGUGUUCAAACACCUUCGAUUACUUCUAUCGGUCUCAGUGUCGCAGGAAUGAACCUUUUCGGUUGCUGGUUUGGUGCUAUGCCUGUCUGUCACGGAUCUGGCGGGUUGGCGGCCCAGUACCGGUUUGGAGCCCGUUCUGGCGCCAGCAUCAUCAUCUUGGGAGCCCUAAAGAUGAUAGUUGGCCUGUUCUUUGGUGAAUCCCUUGUCAGUCUGCUGAAGCAAUUUCCAUCAGCUCUAUUGGGCGUCAUGGUCAUUGCUGCGGGCCUCGAACUAGCCAGUGUGGGUGAAAGCCUGAACACAACAGGCGCUCGAGACCUUGCUGGCAAGGCUCCGGGUAUCAUUGGAGACUCAGAACAGGCGAUUGGUCCGAUUCUCACUGACUAUGAGCGCAAGAAGAGAUGGACUGUUAUGAUUGUGACCGUUGGCCUGCUCGUUGGAUUCAAGAACGAUGCUAUCGGAUUCGUUGCCGGCAUGCUGUGCCACUGGAGUUACCAGUUGCCAGGCUUGUUCACGAAGAUCAGAGAACGCUUGACGUAUGGCAGGCUCAGAGUCUGAGAAUAACUUUUGGCAAUAUAGUUCUUUCGGUGCAAGCGCCUUGGUUUAUUGACGACACGCAGAAGAUGCACAAUUAAAGCACAGACGGUCGUCUCUCCCAUGCCAAUACCUAUCUCAAAUCCAUCCGACAUGUGCUCACAGAUACAUGGAUGCUAUUGAUCUACAACAUGCACAUAUUUUUGCACUUUGGGCGUUUGAAAGGACUAUCAUGACUGACGCGACAAUAUAUGAGAGAUGUUCUGCCAUGACUUUACCAGCUAUACAAAUAACAAACACGCUUCAUACAUAGUAUCAACAUGCAAUUGGUAUUUACUGUAUAAUGGAUCGCUCUCUAAGUCUACUUGGAUUCGUUCAGAUUACGUUGUAAACUAUAGCGG